AUGGACACCGGCGAGGUGAUGGAUGGCAGGGAGGAGGGACACAGGCAGACAAACGCUCCCAAUUCAGAAGCCCCCGUUUUCUGGGCAAAGGUGGUGCAGUGCAGGGGUUCUGGGAAUCCCCAUCUGGCAAAACUGGUGCUUCGGCGCUUAUCGCAAGCCAGCACAUCGUACAGAUAUCGCCAUGUCGCCCCUCACCCCAGCAAGAGCAGCAUCCUUCGCCUAGUGCAGCAGGCUGCUGCCAAAUUCACUCUUAGAGCCCUGCAGCUUUUCCAGCCCAAAUGUCUGUCAAGUGCCGAAUGUGGCACGGGUGAGGUGGAGCUCCAUGCGUGGCUGGAGGGGAUCCCUCAACUGCAGAGAACGGUUCCCAGGACCACCCUCCAGCUCCACUGGGACAAAGUUACUAUUGAACUGAAGAUAAGCCCCGAGGAGAUUUAUCCCGAUGGCUUCCAAGGAGAUGGUUGUAUCAAAGCUGUGGGCCAGGCAGAUGUUAUUCGCAAUCAGUUUUCAGGAGCAACGUUUGAAAGGAUAAUCGACUGCUCUGGGAAGUGUGUGUUACCAGGCCUGGUAGAUGCACAUACACACCCAGUGUGGGCUGGCGAUAGGGUUCAUGAGUUUGCAAUGAAGCUGGCAGGUGCAUCCUAUAUGGAGAUCCACCAGGCUGGGGGAGGAAUACAUUUUACCGUGGAACACACUCGGAAGGCCACAGAAGAAGAGCUGUUCGAUACUUUCAAACACCGACUAGAACGCAUGCGCAGAGCAGGAUCUACGUUGGUUGAGUGCAAGAGUGGAUAUGGCUUAAACUUAGAAACAGAGCUCAAAAUGCUCAGGGUGAUCGAACGCGCUAAGCAAUCCAUGGAUAUUGGCAUUUCUUCAACGUACUGUGGAGCUCAUUCUGUGCCGAAAGGGAAGACAGCUACUGAAGCCGCAGAUGACAUUAUCAAUAACCACCUCCCUAAACUGAAAGAACUCAAACUAAGUGGUGAAAUACAUGUUAACAAUAUAGAUGUGUUCUGUGAGAAGGGGGUCUUUGAUCUGGAUUCUACUAGGAGAAUUCUUCAAGCUGGAAAAGAUAUAGGGUUACAGAUUAACUUCCAUGGUGAUGAACUCCAUCCGAUGAAAUCUGCUGAGCUUGGCGCUGAACUGGGAGCCCGGGCUAUCAGUCACCUGGAAGAAGUUAGUGAUGAAGGUAUCACGGCAAUGGCAAGAGCUAAGUGCGCCGCUGUCCUUUUACCAACAACUGCCUACAUGCUAAGACUGAAGCAACCUCAAGCUAGAAAAAUGUUAGAAGAAGGAGUUAUAGUUGCUCUUGGCAGUGACUUUAAUCCUAAUGCAUACUGUUUUUCAAUGCCUAUGGUGAUGCAUCUGGCCUGUGUAAACAUGAAGAUGUCAAUGAAUGAAGCACUUGCAGCUGCCACCAUUAAUGCAGCUUAUGCGCUGGGAAAAUCGGACACGCAUGGCUCCAUAGAGACUGGCAAGCAGGGGGAUCUUGUUAUCAUAAAUUCAUCAAGGUGGGAGCACUUGAUUUACCAGUUUGGGGGACAUGAAGCCUUGAUCGACUAUGUUAUAGUUAAAGGAAAAGUCGUCUAUCAAAAUGAGAGGUGUGGGACAAUGAGCAGUUACUGA
Egretta garzetta (little egret) is the source of this 1623-nucleotide messenger RNA. RefSeq names its product amidohydrolase domain containing 1 (gene AMDHD1). Gene Ontology annotation, cellular component: cytoplasm. Gene Ontology annotation, molecular function: imidazolonepropionase activity. Bases 1 to 1623 code for a protein of 540 amino acids. The transcript is spliced from 10 exons. Lineage: Eukaryota; Metazoa; Chordata; Aves; Pelecaniformes; Ardeidae. The record is from RefSeq and is a predicted model, not a curated record.